GCCAGCCUCCCUUCCCAACCCAACCAACCAUUCAUUCGUAUCCGUCGACCUGAGCUCCAAGCGCACAACAGAAAAGAGCGUCGUCGAGAACAACACGCCGAUCCAGGCAUCCAGCAGAUUAACUAACACAAGCGACUCAUCAUCCAUGGGAGCGGGAAUGAAGCGCGCGAGGGAGGAAGAGCAUGCAUCGCUGGCGCUGUCCCUUACCACUGACUCCGCGUCCUCCACGACGUCGGCGGAUUCGUCUGGCGCGGCGCCCAUGGCGGCCAGGAAGAGGGCGCGACGGGGGAGGAUGAUAGCAACUUCAGGAGAAGGGGAUUUCGUGUGCAAGACGUGCGGCCGCGCCUUCACGUCCUUCCAGGCUCUCGGUGGUCACCGGACCAGCCACCUCCGCGGCCGCAAUGGCCUCGAGCUCGGCGUCGGCGUCGCCAGGGCCAUUAGGGAGAAGAAGCGGAACGAGGAGCAGCAGCACGAGUGCCAUAUCUGCGGGCUAGGCUUCGAGAUGGGUCAGGCGCUCGAUCGGAGGACACAUGAGGCGGCACCGCGACGAGAGAUGGCGCUCACCCUCAGCGGCGCUGGCUCCGAUGCCAACGACCAAUGGCUCAUCUUGCGGCCGGAUAAGGAAGAGGUGGUGCGGCACGCUGCCCACCGGCAGCCAGUCUUGCUCGAGCUGUUCGUCUAGCUUGCACUAGCUGGAUCUGCUGACUGUUUCUAAUUAGAGAACCUGUAAAAUAAUUUUAGAAUGAGAUAUGUUCAUUGUUUGAUA
This is a messenger RNA of Lolium perenne, 766 nucleotides long. RefSeq lists its product as uncharacterized. NCBI's taxonomy places the organism in Eukaryota, Viridiplantae, Streptophyta, Magnoliopsida, Poales, Poaceae. The record is from RefSeq and is a predicted model, not a curated record.